AUAUUAAGAGGGACCACAAAAAGAAACUAUGGAUAGUGCCGCACCUUUUAGUUCCCUGUGCCACAUUAACCAUUCUUUUUCAUUCAAUCUGCUAGCAGUUGUCUCUCUUUAUAGCUAAACAAAAAUUAAAGAAAUGGGAGUGAUAAAGCUCUAGCCGCCUCAGCACACCAAAAUCCUAAUCAUUUUGCUGAUACCCAAUUGUCUCUAUAUAUAUAUUGGAAGGUUUUCUUUCAAUUUUCAGUCAAUUCUAUAGAACAAACCCUACAAAGUCUUAAUUUUUCCAGUUUACUGAGCCAAGCCUGCUGGGUAGUUGGGUUGGCCCUAUCCUAUUGGUGUAUAACUAUGCUCAAUGAAGAUGCGAGAGGUUCAUUUGACGUUUCCCAUCAAAAGCACAAAGCAUGGCCUUGAUGUCUCAGGCAGGUUCUUCACAUUGCAUUUACUCUGAAAAGGUAAGAUGUAUCAGUGGACAUAGAAGCAUCAUUAACAAUAUGGAUAUGUUCAGAAUGCGGGAGAUAUGCUUUGGCGUGGAUAUUUCUUCACGCAAUGCCUCAAGACGAGUGCAAGGGAAUUAUUUGAAUCACAUAGGAGUGGGAAGUAGACGUGGAGACCUGACAAUUGUAGCUGCAAGUCCUCCAACAGAGGAUGCUGUUGUUGCAGCAGAGCCGUUAACAAAAGAAGAUCUUGUAGGAUAUCUUGCUUCUGGAUGCAAAUCCAAAGAAAAGUGGAGGAUAGGCACUGAACAUGAAAAGUUUGGUUUCGAGUUUGGAACCCUGCGACCCAUGAAGUAUGAUCAAAUAGCUGACUUGCUAAAUGGUAUUGCUGAGCGGUUUGAUUGGGAAAAAGUAAUGGAGGGUGACAAGAUUAUUGGCCUGAAACAGGGAAAGCAAAGCAUAUCAUUAGAACCUGGUGGUCAGUUUGAGCUUAGUGGUGCACCACUUGAAACACUGCAUCAAACUUGUGCAGAGGUUAAUUCACAUCUUUACCAGGUUAAAGCUGUUGCAGAAGAGAUGGGAAUUGGAUUCUUAGGAACUGGAUUCCAGCCAAAGUGGGGGCUGAAAGAUAUACCAAUAAUGCCGAAGGGGAGAUAUGAGAUUAUGAGAAAUUACAUGCCUAAAGUUGGCUCACUUGGGCUGGAUAUGAUGUUUAGAACAUGCACUGUUCAGGUAAAUCUGGACUUCAGUUCUGAAGCUGACAUGAUCAGAAAGUUCCGUGCUGGUCUUGCCUUGCAGCCUAUUGCUACAGCUCUAUUUGCAAAUUCACCUUUCACUGAAGGAAAACCUAAUGGUUAUCUCAGCAAGAGAAGCCACAUUUGGACCGAUACAGAUAAUAACCGCGCUGGGAUGCUUCCUUUCGUCUUUGAUGACUCUUUUGGGUUUGAGCAAUAUGUAGAUUAUGCACUUGAUGUCCCAAUGUAUUUUGUCUAUCGGAAGAAGAAGUAUGUUGAUUGUACUGGAUUGUCUUUCCGGGACUUCAUGAAUGGAAAACUUCCGCCCAUUCCCGGCGAAUACCCUACUCUUAAUGAUUGGGAGAAUCAUCUCACAACAAUAUUUCCUGAGGUCAGACUCAAAAGAUAUCUGGAAAUGAGAGGUGCUGAUGGAGGGCCUUGGAGACGGUUAUGCGCAUUGCCUGCAUUCUGGGUGGGUAUACUCUACGAUGAGGGGUCUUUGCAAAGCGUUUUGGACAUGACAUUUGAUUGGACUGCAGAAGAAAGAGACAUGUUAAGGAAUAAGGUGCCAAAAAGUGGUCUGAAGACACCAUUUCGAGAUGGAUUGCUUAUGCAUGUUGCUCAAGAUGUUGUCAAGUUGGCAAAGGAAGGCUUGGAAAGAAGAGGCUUUAAGGAAACAGGAUUUCUGAACGAAGUAGCCGAGGUUGUUAAAACAGGUGUAACACCAGCUGAGAAGCUACUGGAAUUGUACCAUGGGAAGUGGGGACAAAGUGUGGAUCCUAUCUUUGAGGAGCUUCUCUACUGAAGUUGUUUGAGAGUGCAAUUUCAAUUCUGUCUUUUUCCUGUGUUGUAAAUGAUUUCUCAAUUUCAUUGAGAGUUAUAUCAGCCGAUUUUUCCAUCGUUAGACAAAUAAUCUAGCUAGCUAGAUUAAGAUAUGUUACAUGUAUCUAUGGCUCGAAAACGUCAUAUGUAGCUCUCUCCCCUUGGGAUGUGAUCAAUCUGGUUCCAGAUAGCAUUUGUAUACAUUUUCCCCAGAAAAGUAACAUAGCAAUGCUAAAGUAAUAAAUGAAUCUAUUGGCUGACCAA
Molecule: messenger RNA, 2251 nt
Organism: Solanum lycopersicum (tomato)
Lineage: Eukaryota; Viridiplantae; Streptophyta; Magnoliopsida; Solanales; Solanaceae
Gene: GSH1
Product: gamma-glutamylcysteine synthetase
Biological process (GO): modified amino acid biosynthetic process; glutathione biosynthetic process
Molecular function (GO): glutamate-cysteine ligase activity
Source: RefSeq, a predicted model, not a curated record